GGUCCGGGGAAGCGGGAAAGGCAAGAUGGCGGCGCGAGCGGCGUUUGGGGCUUUGGGCAGGCGUCUAUGGCAGGGUUCGAGGAAUUUUUCUGUAAGCAAUUCUAGAAGCAGUACAGCCAAAAAUGGUGGCUUUCUUCUCAGCACCAAUAUGAAGUGGGUACAGUUUUCUAACCUACACGUUGAUGUUCCCAAGGAUUUGACCAAACCUACGAUAACCAUUUCUGAUGAACCAGACACGUUAUAUAAGCGCUUGUCAGUUUUAGUAAAAGGCCAUGAUAAGGCUGUAUUGGACAGUUAUGAAUAUUUUGCAGUGCUUGCUGCUAAAGAACUUGGUAUCUCUAUUAAAGUACAUGAACCUCCAAGGAAGAUAGAGCGAUUUACUCUUCUCAAAUCGGUGCAUAUUUUCAAGAAGCACAGAGUUCAGUAUGAAAUGAGAACACUUUACAGAUGUUUAGAGUUAGAACAUCUCACUGGAAGUACAGCGGAUGUCUACUUGGAAUAUAUUCAGCGAAACUUACCUGAAGGAGUUGCCAUGGAAGUUACAAAGACAAAAUUAGAACGGUUACCAGAACACAUCAAGAAGCCAAUCUGGGAAACAAUACCAGAGGAAAAAGAAGAAAGCAAGUCAUAAAGUCUCAGAGUGACCACUUGUGCCAGGAUGUGAAGUGAGCCUAUCAGGUGGAGGUUGGUUUCAGUGAAGAUGGUUUCAAGUCCACCUGACUGCUCUCCUGAGGCCACGUGGCCUGACCGGUGGAAAGCAGGGAUUGGAGCUUUUACGAUACACCAGACUAUUGUACAGGAACCACUUCAUCUAUUUCUGUAUACAUGUCAUUGUUUCAGUUCUGAUUUUAACAAAUGUGAGCAACCAUUUGGACCACUCUGUACCAAAAUAGUCAAAUUCAUAUUUUGUUAUUCCACUAUUGUUCAAUUAUUAGUUUGUACUGAUUGUGAUUUGUAUCAUUUCAUUUAUCUAAAGUGAGUGUUUCAAAUAUUCCUCACACACAUUUUUUUCUUUUGAGGUACCUAGGAGGAAAUUUUGGUUAGUUUAAUGCUGAGCAGUUAAAGUUUUUGAUAUUUACCUUAGUGUGGACUGGCAUAUGCUACUUUGGGGGUGGUGACGUCCAGGUUUUACCUCAUGUAAGCAUUACAUUCUUGAAAGUGCACAUACUUUGCAGCAGACCAAGCAUGUUUGUGACAUGCGCCGAACUCUUCUGUAGCCCGAACCCUUAUAGGGCUGCCUGGAAGGGUCAUGAUAAUGGAAUUUGAGGUCUUAAGAAAUUACUGUCUAUAUCAUUUCACUCAUCCUGUAAUUCAUUUAUUCAGUUAACUUUUCGUUUGUUAACUUUGCACCCAGCACUGUAGUAAAUACCAAAAAUUGAAUAGCAGUAACGGCUUUCAAAAAUUGUGCAAGGCACAAAUAAAUACUUUUCCUUAUUAAGUUC
Hippopotamus amphibius kiboko is the source of this 1442-nucleotide messenger RNA. It is a transcript of the gene MRPS10, whose product is annotated as mitochondrial ribosomal protein S10. Gene Ontology annotation, cellular component: mitochondrial small ribosomal subunit; mitochondrion. Bases 26 to 631 code for a protein of 201 amino acids. NCBI's taxonomy places the organism in Eukaryota, Metazoa, Chordata, Mammalia, Artiodactyla, Hippopotamidae. The transcript has 7 exons. The record is from RefSeq and is a predicted model, not a curated record.